Molecule: messenger RNA, 681 nt
Organism: Hibiscus syriacus
Lineage: Eukaryota; Viridiplantae; Streptophyta; Magnoliopsida; Malvales; Malvaceae
Product: cytochrome b5-like
Exons: 3
Coding region: 69-476 (135 amino acids)
Cellular component (GO): endoplasmic reticulum; membrane
Molecular function (GO): heme binding
Source: RefSeq, a predicted model, not a curated record
UCUCACUCAGUUUAAUCAAUUCUUCGCUGUUCUUCUUCCUCAAUCAAACAAAGAAACAGGGCAAGAAUAUGGGUGGAGACGGAAAGCUCUAUACUUUGGCGGAGGUUUCCCAACACAACCAUGAUAAAGACUGUUGGCUUGUAAUUGAGGGCAAGGUUUACAAUGUGACUAAAUUCUUGGAGGAUCAUCCUGGUGGUGAUGAGGUCUUAUUGUCUGCAACAGGGAAAGAUGCAAGUGAUGAUUUUGAGGAUGUUGGUCAUAGUAGCAGUGCUCGAGCGAUGAUGGACGAGUUUUAUGUGGGUGACAUCGAUACAUCAACCAUCCCAACUAAGACCAAGUACUCCCCACCCAAGCAGCCACACUACGAGCAGGACAAGACCUCAGAUUUUGUUAUCAAGCUUCUCCAAUUCCUCGUUCCCUUGCUGAUCUUGGGAUUGGCCUUUGGCGUCCGUUUCUAUACCAAAUCACCCGCUUAAUCAUCGAGAGUGCAACCUAAGAUCGAAAGAAAAAGAACUUCACAAUAUGAUUAUGUUAAUUAAAAGUUUGUUUGGAAUUGUCACAUAUUAUGGGAUGGUCGAACUUCGAUAUUACAAUAUUUGCUCGUGCCCCAUUUUCUCUGUAAUAUCUACCCCUGUUCUCCUUGGCCUGUAUUUGGUAAAACUACCAUUUCUUUCUGGUUUG